GAUUGGGAUUAAUGUUUCAAAAUAAAACAGAUUAUGACAGAGGAGUGAAUACAUUCUCACCAGAAGGUCGUCUAUUCUAGGUGGAAUAUGCAUUACAAGCAAUCAAAUUGGGAGCAAGUGCUUUGGCCAUAAAAGUGAAUGAUGGAGUGGUGUUGGCUGGAGAAAGAAAAUUGAAUUCAACUCUUUUAGAGCCUAGGAGUAUUGAGAAGAUCUAUGAAAUUGACACUCAUAUUGCUUGCACUGCCUCUGGUUUCAUUCCUGAUGCCAGAACAUUAGUUGAACAUGCCAGAGUUGAAUCCCAGAAUCAUAAAUUCAAUUAUGGUGAACCCAUCAAUGUUAGAGCACUCACCUAGAUUGUUUGCGAUUAGGCUCUUGAUUUUGGAGAGAGUGAUUCCAAAAGCAAAACAAAAAUUGGCGCUAUUGAUUGCUGGUGUUUCUGA
Molecule: messenger RNA, 440 nt
Organism: Paramecium tetraurelia
Lineage: Eukaryota; Ciliophora; Oligohymenophorea; Peniculida; Parameciidae
Exons: 3
Biological process (GO): ubiquitin-dependent protein catabolic process
Cellular component (GO): nucleus; proteasome core complex; proteasome core complex, alpha-subunit complex
Source: RefSeq, a predicted model, not a curated record